AUGAGAUUGUCACUAUUUAUUCAGUUGGCUCUAUUAAUCCGUUAUGCUUUUUGUGAUUAUUAUGACGUCCUUGGAGUAUCUAAAUCUGCCUCAAAUUUGGAAAUUAAGACAGCAUAUAGGAAACUAGCGAAGAAAUGGCAUCCGGAUAAGAAUCCUUCAGAUAAAGCAAACAAAAAGUUCAUUGAAAUAAAUGAAGCCUAUGAGGUACUAUCCAACUCUAAGAAACGGCAUGAGUAUGAUACCUUCGGAAAAGUCCAUUCAGAUGGGAGUGCACCUCCCCCUGGACAUUAUCCAUACCGUCACGAAUUUGUUCAUUCUUCGUUUGAAGAUCUUUUCGAUUUUUUUCCAGGGUUCAACCGUGCCCCACAAUUCUCAACCAAUGUCCUUAAUAUCGACUUUCGAAACUAUCGCCUAACCCACCUCCCACGAUCUCGAACGGUGCCUUUGCUCAUAUUUGGUUAUUCUGAUUUUUGUUUCCCUUGUCGUCAAGUUCGUCCCAUUUGGUCACAAUUAGCAGAUGAGCUUACUCCGUUGGGGAUUACUGUGGCUAGUGUCAAUUUAGAACAUGAUUCUGCACUGCGUGAAGAGCUACGCGUAUUACAUGUUCCGAGUGUGACAGUAGUUGUUGAUGGACAGGUUUCUUAUUACUCUCGAGGUGAUUUCAGUCAUAAUAGUCUUAUUGACGCAUUAAGAAGUGCAAUUAUGAAAUCAAAUCCUUCACGCUCUAAGGCGUUACCAAUAUUUCUUAGCACAACAAUCGAUACACCAUUAAUACAAAGUAUUAGUGAUUAUGAUACAUUUAUUAAUACUUUUCAUUAUGGUUGGCGUCGUGACAGUCGACCCAGAAUGGUACUUAUUAAACCAUUAACUUUACCACCGUUACGGUAUUGUGUGGCUGCUUUCAGAGCAGCAGAUCAUUUAGCUGCUGGUUAUAUUAAUUCUGAACCUGGUAACAAUCAUAAUCUGGCUAAGAAUUUCAAUGUAAAUCCAAAUGAGGAGACCUUACUGAUAUAUCAUGAAGAUUCAAGCAUACCUGUCUAUCGUCAAUCAGCUACAAAAUUAUCACCUACUUUAUUGGAUAAUGCAAUGUUAACUUAUAGUCAAUUAAAUAUCCCUAGAAUAUAUAGUCGUGCACGACUGUUGGAUUUAUGCCCAACUGAUGGAAGUAAACCAACUAGUAAAUAUGCUUUAGAAUCAGAUAAACAUUAUAAUGAUCAUUCUAAUCAUCGUCAUUUAUGCUUAGUAUUAUUGUUAAAUUCAAAGUUAUCCAAUGUUGAACAAGUAAACAGUUGGGGUGAUAUAUGGUUAACUAUGUUACGUCAUACAUUACAAUUAUCUCAAACAGAUUUAUCAAAAUUAUAUCAUACAAAUCAACAUAGUUAUCAUUUUAUGCCUGUACAUAUUUAUGUGGAUCGUCAGAUUAGUUUAAUGCAAAAAUUAAGUACAUCUUCUACAUGUUCAAAUGAAUCGUGUAAUUUACUUAAUGAAGAUAAUAUGGGCCGUUUAGCAUUAAUCUGGCGUAUCAGUUCAACUGAAACAGUUUAUCAAUUUCUUCCCAUUAAUUCAAUGUCUCAUCCAAGAACUCAUUUAAAUGAAAAAAUGCUGAAACCAAAUGAUUUAAAAAGUUUAAUCCUGAAAUCUACUAAACAGAUGUAUACUGCUUUAAUGAAUGAUUUAGAAAAUAUUAUCCAGACAGUAUCUAUUAUUGACAAAGUAACUAAUCCAACAAAUCAUUUCACUCAUUCAAUUGAUAAAGCGGUAUCUCAAUGGUAUCUACUCAAAGAUUGUAUGAUUGAGGAAUUAAUGAUUGAUGAAUUAGUAGCGUCAAUAUGGAUUAGAAUGAGAAAUAGGCUGUUACAAAUUCUUGUGGAUAUUGGGCAUUCAAUGUUUGACCUUGUAAAUCAUCCUUUGGCAUUUGUUUUUUCAAGUUUUAUGAUUAUCAUCGGUUUACUAUUAUUCAGUUUGAUAUCAACACUUGUACAAGCAACAAAAAAUGAACAACAGAAUAAAUGUACAACAGAGAAGCGUUACAACGAAACAAAUCAAGAUGUUAAUACAUCAUUCUCAUCAAACAGUAAUAUUAGUGAUAAAAAUAGUAGUAGUUGUUGUGGUAAUAAUAGCAGUAGUAGUCAGUGUAAAUUUACUGAAGGGUCAUCUGCACUUACUCCUAUUGUUUCAUUAAAUCCUUCCACAUAUGACCGUCUUGUACGUGAUGCCCCUAAAGGUUUCAGGCUUCUAGUAUUAUGUGUUCGUGGAACUACUCAAGAUAAUCGACUACGUGAUCAGUUUGACUUCAAAACUCGUCGAGUUUGUGGAAGUCAAAUUCAACGUGCUUGUCUUUCUAUGGAUCGAUAUUCUGGUUGGCUUGCAAAAUUACUUGAAUCUAUCAGAUCUAAUUUACCAAUACAUAUUCGUUCUAAUAAAACUAUUCAAAAGAAUACGAAUGUGAAUGAUACUACUGAUGAUAAUAAUAAUAAUAGUGGAAUUUUAUUUAUUAAUCCAGUGAACUGUGUUGGAACAGUUAUCGCCGUUAAUGGUUAUCGUCGAUAUUUCAAUCUUUAUCAUCCUUUAAUUCCAGGUUCUCAAAGCAGUUCUGAUGAAGAUUCUGAAUCAGAUGAGGACAAAUCAUCAAUAGUUGAAAAACAAGGUAAACACUUACGACGUAGACAUAUAUUUGGUCGUGCAUUCGGUUUAGAAUCAGAUGAUGAAGAAGAUUUCAAUCAAUCUAAUAUUAAUAACAAUCAUUCACAUUUAAAGUCAAGGCAUCAAAUAAAUGAUGGAGUAUUAUUUGAAAGUGAAUUAUUAGAUGGUUUAUCCAAUUGGUUAGAUCGUCUAUUUGAAGGUUCAUUACCUCGUUAUAAUGUUGCAGAAUGGCCAAUCGGUUUACUUGGAGAUGAUGAUGAUGACGAUUAA
This is a messenger RNA of Schistosoma curassoni, 2913 nucleotides long. The record is from the annotation of a GenBank genome assembly. Lineage: Eukaryota; Metazoa; Platyhelminthes; Trematoda; Strigeidida; Schistosomatidae.